Molecule: messenger RNA, 1329 nt
Organism: Oryza brachyantha (malo sina)
Lineage: Eukaryota; Viridiplantae; Streptophyta; Magnoliopsida; Poales; Poaceae
Product: E3 ubiquitin-protein ligase ATL6-like
Exons: 1
Coding region: 166-1161 (331 amino acids)
Source: RefSeq, a predicted model, not a curated record
GGCUGCAAGUUAACUUUUUUGAGAGCGCACAAAUCUCCAACGGAAGCAACACUGAUCUGGAGUGUCUCUCACGCAAUGGCUUCGCCUCUAAAUUCUCAUCGAGCCGCGCCGAGCCGAAACCCCUAAGCCCCAAACCCUAGCAGAGGCGGCGGCGGCGGCGUCGUCAUGGGCGUCGCCUACAUCGCCGCCUCCGUUUUGCUGGCGAUCGCGCCCGGCGCCGCCGCGCAGUCGCCGCGAACUGGCAGCGACGAAUCCUUGGGUUUCGCCGAUGUGAUCAGCAUCUCCUUCUUCAUGGCCGUCUUCUUCCCCGUGUUCGUCGUCCUCCUCGCGUUCGCGUGCCUCCGCCUCUUCCGGCCGCUCGACGAGGAGCCGCCGUUGGCGGACACGUCAUCGUCGGAGUGGUCGCGCCGGGGCAGCAAGGCGGGACUCGACGCCGCGGAGAUCGCGGCGCUGCCGCUGGUGUCCUACCGGGACGUCAAGCAGCACCGGACCGGGGACGACGCGCUGGAGUGCGCGGUGUGCCUCCUGGAGUUCGACGACGACGACGCCCUCCGCCUCCUCCCGGCGUGCCCGCACGCGUUCCAUCCGGAGUGCAUCGGCCUAUGGCUCGAGAAACACGUCACCUGCCCGCUCUGCCGCGCCAACGUCCUCGACGCGCCGCCGCCCCCACCCCCGCCCCCGCCCUCGCCCCCGCCUGUGCUGCCGCAGCAGGAGACCAUGUCGCCGCCGGUUCACGAGAUGGUGGUGGUGAUCGGCGACGCCGGCGCCAACGAGGAGGCGGACGAGAGGACCAGGACCCAGUGCCUCGCGAGGAUGCGGCGCGCGGCGGGGCGGCAGGCCCUGCCGCGGUCCAACUCGACCGGGCACGAACGCGGCGGCGGGGUGGAGCGAUUCGCGCUGCGGCUGCCGGAGCACGUCCGCCUCGAGAUCCUCAUGUCGCACAGGCUGAGGCACGUGACGAGCGCGGUGGAGUCCGUGCGCGUCAGGGAGGGGAGCGCCCACGACGCCGGGCCCGUCCGGACCGCCGUGGCGAGGCUCCUGUCGCUCUUCGUCCCCGGAGCAGGCUGGAAGGGAGACGACGAGGGGAAGUCCGGCAAGGCCGACGGGUCGCCUCACCGGCGGCGCGACGAGUCGGCGAGGGGAGGAGGAGCGAGCAAUUAAUCCGCCAUCAUAGCGGAUGAGUUUUGGUUUUUGCACUUCAUUUCGGUAGUGUCGAUUGCUCCGGGAUUAAUCCGUGAUCGGGAAUGUAAUUUUGCAGAGUUUCUUUUACUUUACCACACCAUUUUGUUGAGACCACGAUAACAUAAUUCAGUUACAAUUUGAGGUUAA